ACCACGGGGCAUGUACUUCCUGUUAAGGAGGCGCAGUCAGCUGUCACAGUCUGCGAGGCGAGAAGAGGGAGCAGAGCGACGACAAACACAGCAGCAGCCAAAAUGUCCAGCUUCUCCACCAAGUUCAGCGGCUACACCAUGACUCAGCUCAACGAGUUCCUGGAGGACGACGAGAAAAUGUCCAAAAUGGUCCAGGAGAUGGAGGAGAUGCAAGAGGUCCAGCAGAACAAGGAGAAGACGCUGGCCAACAACCGGACGCUUGCCGAACAGAACCUGACCCUGCAGCCCCAACUGGAGCACAAGAAGGAGCAGCUCACCAAGAGCUACAGCCGCCUGCAGGAGGGCUUCGAGUCCUAUCAGCUCCGCAAGUCCAGACUGGACCAUAAGUCAGGAAACUCCUCCCUGGACACGCUGCUGGCCCUGCUGCAGACAGAAGGAGCCAAAAUAGAGGAAGAGACGGAGAACAUGGCCGACUCCUUCCUGGAUGGCGACAUGACCCUGGAUGCCUUCAUCGAUUCCUACCAGAGCAAGAGGAAGCUGGCCCACCUCAGACGGGUGAAGAUCGAGAAGCUGCAGGAGAUGGUGGCUAAGGGCCAGCAGCUCCCCCAGGCCGCCGCCCCCUCUUCCUCCUCCCGCCUCCAGGACGUUCCUGCGGCGGUGUCGUCCCUCCUCGCCGACGGCGGCGGUAGCAGCAGCUCCUCUCCGGCCGCUCAGGCCAGGAGGAAACCUCCCCCCCCUCCCUCUCAGCCAGCUCCGGUGUUGAACCAGGCUCCGGCGGCGGCCCCCCAGCCUCCGUUCUUCUGCCAGCCGGCGCAGUACCCGCCCAUCCCUCCCAGGACAGGGCAGCCCUUCCCCAGCGUCCCCGCCGCCUACCCCAGCCACUACCUCUCUCAGUACCCCCCCGCUCUGCCUCAGAGGCCCCCGCCCCGCCUGGCCCCUCAGCCCGGCUUCAUCAUUCAAUAAGUUCCUCCAAGUUUUUUCCUUUUCCGACGUUCUGUUUUUCAAAGACAACUGGAACUCCUCUGAGAACAAUGUUUCCAUGUCGUCUGCCUUCUGGGAUCUUGCCCGGCAGCAGACCGUUGGUCGGUCCGACCGCCUCCAUCCCAGGCAGACCUCCUCUAACCUCCCUGGAUUCCCUCUCGCCCAUCAGUGCCCAUCCAGGUAAAAAACCAUCAGAAAUGUGGUGGGACUCUGUGGUUCCUCCCAGCCAGUCCCUUCAGAGAAAGGAGCUGGAUCAGGGAAGCAAACGGCAGGACUUCCUGCCCACCAUCUCCAUCAGAGCAUGCCGAGUCAGCGCCGCAUGAAGCCAGGAGAGACCCCGAUUACUGUGCAGUUUCCAAUAUUCAGCCAAAAGCUGCAUCUCUGCUGGGAUUUAUCGUUUAACUACAUUAGAAGGUACGUAGGAAUGUUUAGCCAGGAUUUCUGAUUAACCCCUGUGAGGAGGGAGGGAGGGAUGGGGUCAGGGAGCCCGGCCCCCGCCUGGACGCUGCAGGCGUGUGUUGGACCUUAUGGGCUCCCGUUGUCCCGCAGCGCCCCUCCCAUGAUGUCUGUUCUAACGCCCUCAGUAGGAACCUUGGCUCCGCUCCGUUCCACGCCGAGCACCAAAGACUUCCUGCGUCGCUCUGGAUCCGUUCCACUCGCCCCGUUAUUUGGGCUGAACCAAGCAUUUAGUGGAGUCCUCCGCCAUGACUCCCAGCCUAUCCUUUGUGAUGCUUUGAUUCUUUUUGGAAACAUGCAAGAACCCCCCCCCCACCAUCACCCCAACCUGUGCACUGUUCAAGAGCCACGAGUGCCUACGCCUCACAGUGACGCUGUGCUGAUUACUUUAUGUCCCCCCCCCCCUCCCGAUGCGUAUAGAGAUGGUUCCAGAUCUUUGAGGUGAGGCUUUGUUAGCGGCUCAUGUCUUGGCUGCAGUAGACGCCGUCGUUUCCUGUCGGGGAGUCGAUGACUGAAACAAUUCCAGGUUCUCUUCUCAGUGGGCGGGGCUCCUGUAGUAAACGCCGCUGUUCUGUCAGAUGAGCAUACCCAGUCAGACCAGCGUACUCUUGGUCAAAACCCGUUUAUCUCCUUUAGUUUAUCUCUUUAGUUUUGCAUGAAAAAUAAUC
Messenger RNA from Cyprinodon tularosa, 2105 nucleotides. RefSeq names its product VPS37B subunit of ESCRT-I a (gene vps37ba). NCBI's taxonomy places the organism in Eukaryota, Metazoa, Chordata, Actinopteri, Cyprinodontiformes, Cyprinodontidae. Gene Ontology annotation, biological process: protein targeting to membrane; protein targeting to vacuole; ubiquitin-dependent protein catabolic process via the multivesicular body sorting pathway. The transcript has 4 exons. Gene Ontology annotation, cellular component: ESCRT I complex. The coding region runs from base 103 to 963 and encodes 286 amino acids. The record is from RefSeq and is a predicted model, not a curated record.